AUGCGGCAGAUGGUCUUGGAACUCAAUGCUAGUGAUGACAGAGGCAUUGAUGUCGUGCGAGAACAAAUCAAGACGUUUGCCAGCACGAAGCAGAUUUUCUCGAUGUCAGCCGGCGGACAAUCCGACUCCAAACUAGGUGCUUUCAAACUGAUUAUUUUGGACGAGGCCGAUGCGAUGACGGCCACUGCGCAAAUGGCGCUUCGGCGGAUUAUGGAAAAGUAUACGGCCAACACUCGGUUCUGCAUUAUUGCGAAUUACACACACAAGCUCUCCCCGGCGCUGCUUUCGCGAUGUACGCGAUUCAGGUUUAGUCCGUUGAAGGAGCAAGAUAUCCGGGUAUUGGUGGACCACGUCAUCGACAAGGAGCAAGUGCGGAUACACCCCGAUGCGAUAGACAGCUUAGUGAAGCUGAGUAAAGGCGACAUGAGACGGGCCUUGAACGUGCUUCAAGCGUGCCAUGCAAGCAGUAUACCCCUGCCCCUCCGCAACGUCCCCAAAGAUCAACAACCAGCCCGCGAACCCGAAAUGAUCACCGACGAGACCAUCUACACGUGUAUUGCGGCCCCACGGCCGUCUGAUAUCAGAACGAUUAUGGAAACCCUUCUCUCCACGUCCGACGUCACGUCGUGCUUGAACACCAUUCAGACGUUGAAAACCAGCAAGGGAUUGGCGCUGGCGGAUAUAUUGACAGGAUUGAGCAAUGAACUACAGCAGAUAGAAGUGCCUGCACAAACCAGAAUAGCGUGGAUGGAGGGGCUGGCAGAUGUCGAGUGGAGGUUGGCGGGUGGCGGCGCAGAGGCGAUACAGACGGGUGGGCUGGUGGGAGUGGUGCGCGGAGGAUGCGAACUGAUAGAGGGACAAGACCUGCAGAUGGAGAGUUGA
This is a messenger RNA of Uncinocarpus reesii 1704, 882 nucleotides long. Its product is annotated as activator 1 subunit 3. The transcript is spliced from 3 exons. The coding region runs from base 1 to 882 and encodes 293 amino acids. Gene Ontology annotation, biological process: DNA-templated DNA replication; DNA repair. NCBI's taxonomy places the organism in Eukaryota, Fungi, Ascomycota, Eurotiomycetes, Onygenales, Onygenaceae. Gene Ontology annotation, cellular component: Elg1 RFC-like complex; Rad17 RFC-like complex; DNA replication factor C complex. The record is from RefSeq and is a predicted model, not a curated record. Gene Ontology annotation, molecular function: DNA binding; DNA clamp loader activity.